UCGCGUAUACAUGAAUGCAUGUUCCUUAACCCGUUCGAAUGUCCCGCCCGACGGCGACGUGUUCGCGCAGGAUGGUACACGCGAUGGGUGACGCAAUCGCGACUCGCGAGGAGCUUGCGCAAAUCGGCGAAACGGUCAGUACACACUGCACGGUGUGUGUUAUCACGCGUGUGCCACGGUGAAUCUCUUCGUUGUUCCGCCGUUUUUCCUCGAUCCUUCGAUCCUUCCCACUUUCUUACGAUGGCGAACGAGACGCGUCCGACCUGCGAGGCUGAGGCUGAGGCCGAGGCCGAGGCCGCGAAAACGGCGGAUCACCAGGUCUACAAGAUCCACAACCUGGACGACUUCAGCCGGAUCACCCGGGGAAUCAAGGUUGCGCGGUGCAUGCAGUCGCCGUCCUCCUACGUGCCUGACAGCGAGCAGAUAUUAUGCCAGCUGGUGGUGUCCGACUCCUUGUGUUGUUCCCACUGUAGUGCCGAGUUUGAGGACAAGGUGCAACAGAGGCUUCACUACAAGCUGGAUUGGCAUCGUUAUAAUCUCAAGCAACAUCUGAAUGGUUUGAAGUCGGUUAGCGAGGACAGCUUCAAUAGGUUGGCCGGCGAAGGCGACAUGUCUAGCCUGUCCGGUAGCGAGGUAGAGUCCGAGAACGAGGACGAUGCUGGUACUUCGGAGACUGGGACCUCGUCUAACGAGCAAACUAAGAACGAGCCGUCGAGUAAGACUGGACUUGGCAAGUCCAGAAAGGCGUCAGAAAGACGCGGGAGGAUAAUCGAGUCGGACAUUUCGGACACGGAGUACAACGAGGAAAUGUCCAAGGAGCGGAAGCUGCAGGUCGUUGCGAGUCGUCACACCAAGGUGUUUUUCGAGAACGACGACGGCAAUAUAUUCAGCAUCUAUCGGUGCCUGCUGCAUCACAAGAAGGACAUUCCUGAGAAAGACACCGAGAUGAUCGCUCAGGCGUUGGACAGUGGCAGAAAGACCAAAUGGACGGUUAUCAUGGUUGGCGGUGGACACUUUGCUGCGGCUGUAUUUGAGGAUGGUGAGGCUAUUGUGCACAAGACCUUCCACUCUUACACUGUGCGGGCAAAGCAAGGAUUCACUCAGAAUUCUCGUACGAAUGGUAAUCACGCGAAAAGCGCUGGUGCCAGUUUGCGAAGAUAUAACGAAGCAUCGCUUAUUCAGCAUGUGCAAGAGAUAUUGGAAUCAUGGUCGAUGCACAUCAACAAUUCAUCGGCUAUUUUGUACCGAGCGGUCGGUCCGCAUAAUCGCACGGUGCUCUUCGGUGGCAAAAAUCCUCCCUUAGAUAAGAACGAUUUUAGAAUAAGACCACUGCCAUUCCCUACUCGAAGAGCAACGUUUAGAGAAGUCAGGAGGGUAUACGACAUACUGAGCACUAUGGAGAUUUACGGCUCCGCGGCGGAUUUCACGGACUGUUUCCCCAAUUCUCCGCGACAGCCCGUACGUAAGAAGGUCUCGAAACCGGAGAUCAUGAGCGAGAUACCCGAGGGAGAAGUUGCCACCGAGUAUAAUCUUAAUGCCGGUAGUAACGGCAAUCCGCAAGAAAAUGAUAAGAUUAAAGCACCUGCGCAAUCUACCCCGGAGAAACAACAUCGGAAUUCCCGUCCACAUAUAGAUAGGGCGAAACCGAGGAAAAGUCCGAAUCGGCCACUGCCAGAUAUUAUUGUUAGGUUAGCUCAAUCGUCCUCCGAGUCUGAAAUGGAUACAAAUUUGCAAUUGGACAUCCCUUUAAUUGAAGAAGAUUUUGAGGUAUCGUUUAUGGAGAAUUUACAAGCGUUUCAAGAUACUGUGCCAAGAUACAUGAAGAACAAGAAAGCUCAUCGGCAGAAAAAGAAAGUGAAGAAAGACACUCAGAUGAACAAUGAAGUGCUGUCGGAUGCUAAAAGUAAAUUAUGGAGUGCCUGUAAGCGAGGCGAUAAUGAUCUGCUAUCAUCGGUCAUUGAUAACUUAUUAGCUAAAAUUAAGGAGUGCGAAGAGGAGCAGAACAAGAAAGAUAUCACGGACACUUGUGCCACAUCCAACAAUACUCUUGUGAACACGGACGACGUGGCGAAAUUAGUUAACGAUACCAACGAGGACGGUAAUACGGUGCUGCAUUUGGCGGCACUCGGUGGAUACCACGAGCAAGUAUGGCUACUACUAGAAAUCGGAUCUGAUCCUUGCAAUAAGAAUAAAAAACUACAGACCCCUUAUGUCGCUGCAAACGAUAAGAAGACUAGAAAUACGUUUAGAAGAUUUAUGGAAGCUAAUCCGGACAAGUUCAAUUAUCAGAAGUCUCAAAUACCCGGGCCACUCUCCGAUGAGAUAGAACAAGCGGAGACAGAGAAGAAAAGACAGCAGCGGAAGUUGAAGCGUUUUAAAGAGAAAGUUAAGAGGAAGGAGUUUGAAUUGAAGAAACAGGAGGAAAAUGAGAAGCAGAGGUUCCUUAAUCUCAGCGACAGAGAAAAGAGAGCAUUGGUCGCGCAGAACCGGAUGUUGAACGAAGGAUACACCGUGGUGUCGCGAUGCUUCCAGUGCGCCAUUGAUAUGACUGACAAGGUGCCUUUCGAGUACAACGCCAAUCGUUUCUGCUCAAUGCCGUGUCUCAAGGAGCACCGUCUUCACAAUAAAUAUGUUAUCUGAUGGUGCAUCAUGUCUAGCUAGGAAAACUUUUACGACAAUUACUCAUUCGUGACUGCGAUUGGCGAGAGGCUGCAUUUACAGGCAAUUUACUGUACAUGUAUAAAUCAUUUAUGCCGAAUUAUUCAUACAACUUCAUGUGGAAUUUGUUUUAUAAUAAUUUGAAUGUAGAAAGGAAUUUUCACAAUGUGAUCGUGUUUUCCUUCAGAAUAUUUUUUUAUGAUAAAGCACGAUAAUUCUCAGAAGGUAAGGAUGAGGAAGUCUUGAUUAAUUUUAAGAAAUACGAAGAAACUGAACCGUAAGAAAAUUAUGUGGCGCAUAAAGAAUUUCGACAAUGUGUACGAAGAUGUAGUGAUGUAAAAAGAUAAAUAAUAUGCUCGAAGGAUUUGAAAAAUUUUUUCAAGCUACAACAAUAGAUUUUAUAUUUCGAUCUAUAUAUAUGAUCGGAUGUACACAGAUGGCACAUUUUUUUUACAAAGUAUAAUGUCCCAGAUAGCAAAAUGGAAGUGUGUAAAAUCAUGCAAAUGUAUUGCUGAAAACAAUUUAUAUUACUGUUGCCACAAACAUUGCAUAAACAAUGAAUUAUAACUCCGUUCAGGAUUCAUGUUUUAUGAUGCCUUUGCAGCAAAGAUGUGUAAAUUGUUUCCAUCAAUAAUAUGUAAACUGUACAUCAAUGGAGUCUCCAGACGUAAACUUUUGCUGCAAAAAUUUAACAAAUAUCGAAUAAACCGUUGUUUGAAACAAAUUCAAUAUUGUUGUUGGAUAUUUGCGAACACAGUUUUACCGGCGCUUUACUUGAUACCGUUUUACUGAACUGCUUGAUACGCCACUCACGCCCAUUUUCAACGUUACAACUAUUUGACAUAUCCAUUUUCUCACACUGCCUGUGAAUAUUUUUAUUUUUCGUUGAAAAGUAUGCUAUUUUGAAAAUGAAUAUUAAAUUGUGAACAUAAAAUAUAAAUAAGCGAAUCGCAGCCUAUCAAAUGAUUAUGUACCCGAAAAGCAUGAUAUACUAUUUAUUAAAAAUGUAAUUUUAUAUAAUAUACUUUUGCGAUAUUAAUAGGUUUAAUUACUGUAUAUUGUACAUGUAAUAUUGAAAUUUAAUUGCAUAUUUUUAGUUAA
Temnothorax curvispinosus is the source of this 3759-nucleotide messenger RNA. Its product is annotated as ankyrin repeat and zinc finger domain-containing protein 1-like. Lineage: Eukaryota; Metazoa; Arthropoda; Insecta; Hymenoptera; Formicidae. The transcript has 12 exons. Gene Ontology annotation, molecular function: protein binding. The coding region runs from base 19 to 2640 and encodes 873 amino acids. The record is from RefSeq and is a predicted model, not a curated record.